Messenger RNA from Sorex fumeus (smoky shrew), 339 nucleotides. RefSeq names its product 60S ribosomal protein L36a-like. Gene Ontology annotation, cellular component: ribosome; cytosolic large ribosomal subunit. NCBI's taxonomy places the organism in Eukaryota, Metazoa, Chordata, Mammalia, Eulipotyphla, Soricidae. Gene Ontology annotation, molecular function: structural constituent of ribosome. The record is from RefSeq and is a predicted model, not a curated record. The transcript has a single exon. Gene Ontology annotation, biological process: translation. The coding region runs from base 1 to 339 and encodes 112 amino acids.
AUGUUGAACGUACUGAAGAAAACCCGCCGGAUUUUUUGUAAGAAAUGUGGCAAACAUCAGCCCCACAAAGUCACACAGUACAAGAAGGGCAAGGAUUCUCUGUAUGCCCAGGGAAAACGUCGUUAUGACAGGAAGCAGAGUGGUUACGGUCAAACUAAGCAGAGUGGUCAAACUAAGCCUAUUUUCCAGAAAAAGGCUAAAACUACAAAGAAGAUUGUGUUGAGACUUGAAUGUGUCGAGCCCAACUGCAGAUCUAAGAGAAUGCUGGCCAUCAAGAGAUGUGAGCAUUUUGAACUGGGAGGCGAGAAAAAGAGAAAGGGACAAUUGACCCAGUUCUAA